AUGCUUGUAAAAAACUGGACAAGAAACGUCUCAAGAAGAAAAAUGGGGGAGAAAAUGGCCUUGCUGGAGAAGGAGAUCCUUGAGAAGGUUCACAGCCCCUUCAUUGUCUCUUUGGCCUAUGCAUAUGAGUCUAAAACUCACUUGUGCCUAGUGAUGACCAUUAUGAAUGGUGGAGACCUCAAAUUUCAUAUCUACAAUGUAGGAGAAAAAGGACUAGAGACUAAGAGGGUGAUGUUUUAUUCAGCACAGAUUUGCUGUGGCAUCCUGCAUCUUCACUCUCUUAAAAUCCUUUACCGGGAUAUGAAGCCAGAAAAUGUUCUUCUAGAUGACAAUGGCAACUGCCGUCUUUCUGACUUGGGACUUGCUGUUAAGGUGAAGGAAGGACAAGCCAUCACCACCAGGGCUGGGACUAACGGUUACAUGGCACCUGAAAUUCUGAAAGACGAGAACUACUCUUAUCCUGUGGAUUGGUUCGCAAUGGGCUGCAGUGUGUAUGAGAUGGUUGCAGCCCAAACACCUUUCAGAGAUCCAAAGGAGAAGGCAAACAAGGACGAGGUGAAACGGAAGACACUGGAGGAUGUGGUUACAUUUAACCAUCCAAACUUCACUGCAGAGGUUAAAGAUAUAUGUAAACUCUUUUUACUCUGUAACAUCCUCUCUCAUAGAUCCAAUGAUGAUGACCCACGGAAACAUUCAUUCUUUAGUUCAAUAAACUUCAACAGACUGGAAGCUGGGAUGGUGGACCCUCCGUUUGUCCCAGACCCAUCUGUGGUCUAUGCUAAGGACAUUGCAGACAUAGCUGAUUUCUCGGAGGUCAAAGGGAUUGAUUUUGAUGACAAAGAUGCCAAAUUUUUCAAGAGGUUUUCAACUGGUGCAGUGCCAAUCAGCUGGCAACAAGAAAUCAUUGAUACUGGACUCUUUGAUGAGCUCAGUGACCCAAACAGGCAAAGCUCUGGAAAAUACUCGUAUAGUGAUGGUGAGAAAAAAUCAGGAGUAUGUUCCAUAAUAUAG
Molecule: messenger RNA, 1011 nt
Organism: Staurois parvus
Lineage: Eukaryota; Metazoa; Chordata; Amphibia; Anura; Ranidae
Source: the annotation of a GenBank genome assembly